Molecule: messenger RNA, 6645 nt
Organism: Betta splendens (Siamese fighting fish)
Lineage: Eukaryota; Metazoa; Chordata; Actinopteri; Anabantiformes; Osphronemidae
Gene: slc23a1
Product: solute carrier family 23 member 1
Exons: 15
Coding region: 135-1973 (612 amino acids)
Biological process (GO): transmembrane transport
Cellular component (GO): membrane
Molecular function (GO): transmembrane transporter activity
Source: RefSeq, a predicted model, not a curated record
AAAUAGGUUCUGUGGUCAGGUGAAAGUCCACAGACACCAACAGAUCAUUAACCUUCACUUCUCUCUUUCCGUUUAACCCCACAGCUCACUGGUUUUCAUGCUUGAUCAAGAAGGACUCACUCAGCUACAGGGACAUGGACAACGAUUGUAAGAGCCAGAAUCAUCUUGAGGAGCAGGGCCCCAAAAUGACCUCAACUGAAAUGCCACAUCAAAAUGUCAACAAACCUAAAGAGUCUGUAGGAAUCCAAAGGACAGAGUCAGACAUGAUCUACACCAUUGAAGACACCCCUUCUUGGUACCUAUGUAUUUUACUCGGAUUGCAGCAUUACCUGACAUGUUUCAGCGGAACUGUAGCGGUUCCUUUUCUCCUGGCUGAGGCAAUGUGCGUUGGCAGAGACCAGAGCAUGAUUAGUCAAUUAAUUGGAACUAUUUUUACCACGGUUGGAAUCACAACAUUGAUCCAGACUACCGUAGGAAUCAGACUACCCCUGUUUCAGGCUAGUGCGUUUGCUUUCCUGAUUCCUGCUCAGGCGAUCCUUGGUUUGGACCGGUGGAAGUGUCCCAGUGAUGAUGAGAUCUAUGGAAACUGGAGUCUUCCUCUAAACACCUCCCACAUCUGGCAACCACGCAUUCGAGAGAUCCAGGGCGCCAUCAUUGUGGCCAGUCUGGUGGAGGUGCUGAUUGGUAUGUGUGGACUUCCGGGUUUGCUGCUGGAAUACAUAGGCCCCCUCACCAUCACACCGACUGUGUCACUGAUUGGCUUGUCAGUCUUCACCACAGCCGGAGACCGAGCUGGUUCCCACUGGGGCCUGUCAGCACUGUGCAUUUUGCUCAUUGUGCUGUUUGCUCAGUACCUGAGAGCUACAUCAAUUCCUGUUCUGGCUUACAGCAGGAAGAAGGGCCUGAGAACUACUAGAGUCCAGAUUUUCAAAAUGUUCCCCAUUAUCCUUGCCAUCAUGCUUGUCUGGCUUGUCUGUUAUGUGCUCACUCUGACCCAUCUGUUGCCAAGUGAUCCCGAUCAUUAUGGUUACAAGGCUCGUACUGAUGCUCGUGGUGACAUAAUGACUUCAUCACCCUGGUUCAGGGUCCCCUACCCCUGUCAGUGGGGGUUGCCAGUGGUAACGCUCGCUGGGGUUUUGGGGAUGCUUAGUGCGACUCUGGCAGGAAUUGUGGAAUCAAUCGGAGACUAUUAUGCAUGUGCUCGACUGUCAGGAGCAACACCCCCUCCAGUACAUGCUAUCAACAGGGGGAUCUUUACUGAGGGUGUAUGCUGUAUAAUUGCUGGUCUGCUGGGGACUGGAAAUGGAUCCACCUCCUCAAGCCCAAAUAUAGGUGUCCUGGGCAUCACCAAGGUGGGAAGCAGGCGGGUGGUGCAGUAUGGAGCAGGGAUCAUGUUUCUGUUGGGAUCAGUUGGAAAGUUUACUGCUCUCUUUGCCUCUCUGCCUGAUCCCAUUCUCGGAGGAAUGUUUUGUACGCUUUUUGGUAUGAUCACAGCUGUUGGGCUGUCAAACCUACAGCUGGUAGAUUUGAACUCAUCCAGAAACCUCUUUGUUCUUGGAUUCUCAAUUUUCUUUGGUCUGACGCUGCCAACGUACCUGGAUACACAUCCCAACUCUAUUCGCACAGGUGUUGUGGAGCUGGAUCAAAUCCUGACAGUUCUUCUGUCUACUGAGAUGUUUGUUGGAGGUUUUCUGGCAUUUUGUCUGGACAACACAAUACCAGGGACUAGACAGGAGCGAGGUUUGGUUGAUUGGCGAUGUUUCUCCUCCUUCACUUCAUCAACCUCCUCCUAUGAUUUUCCUGUGGGGAUGUCGGUCAUUAGAAAAAGUCGCUGGCUGCACCGUUUUCCCGUCUGCCCUUUAUUCACAGGAUUCACAUCAUCUGACAACAUCCCCAUCCCUAAGGGGGAGGAACAAGACAGAGGAAGAGAAGAGGAUGCAUCUGACAUCAGCACCAAGCAACCAAAUGAUUAAGCAAUAACCCAUUCAUAGGCACAUGAGUCAAUACAUGAGCGAAGCACAGAAGGGCAUUGGUAAGGAUACCAGAGGAGCCAAACACCACCCCCUGGUAGACAGAACAGUCCCCCAAGACUGCAGAAUGUGACACACCAACCUGUGCACAGCCUGGAUCGACUACAAGAAAGCCUAUGACUCAAUGCCACACACAUGAAUCACUGAAUGCUUGGAGCUGUACAACAUCAACAGAACUCUAAGGGCCUUCAUUGCAAACUCGAUGAGGUUGUGGAGAACCACCCUUGAAGCCAAUGAGAAGCCACUUGCCCAAGUAUCCAUCAAAUGUGGCAUAUACCAAGGAGAUGCACUGUCCCCACUGCUGUUCUGCAUAGGUCUGAACCCCCUCAGCCAAAUAAUAAACAAGACUGGCUAUGGAUACCGACUCCGGAACGGGGCCACCAUAAGUCACCUCCUCUACAUGGAUGACAUCAAGCUGUACGCCAAGAGUGAGCGAGACAUCGACUCGCUGAGCCACACCACCAGGAUCUACAGCUCGGACAUCGGGAUGUCAUUCGGACUCGAGAAAUGUGGGAGGAUGGUGACAAAGAGAGGCAAGGUAAUCCACACAGAAGGGGUCUCACUCCCAGAAGGAACAAUAGCAGACAUUGAGGACAAUUACAAGUACCUUGGAAUACCACAGGCAAACGGCAACCUUGAACAGGCAACAAGGAAUGCGGCAACAGCCAAAUACCUCCAACGAGUAAGGCAAGUCCUAAGAAGCCAGCUCAAUGGCAAGAACAAAUCCCGGGCAAUAAACAGCUACGCUCUGCCAGUGAUCAGAUACCCUGCGGGAAUAAUAAGGUGGCCAAAGGAAGAGAUACAGACCACAGAUGUUAAGACACGAAAGCUCCUCACCAUGCAUGGAGGGUUCCACCCCAAAUCCAGCACCCUGAGACUGUACGCUAGCCGCAAGGAAGGAGGCCGAGGACUAGUGAGCGUGAGAGCCACUAUCCAGGAUGAAACAUCCAAGAUCCAUAAGUACAUCAAGGAUAAGGCCCCGACAGAUGACGUGCUGAGUGAAUGUCUCAGGCAGUGGAGAACAGAGGAUGAGAUGCUGGAAGAGGGACCAUCAUGGGAGGACAAGCCCUUGCACGGGAUGUACCACCAGAACAUAACUGAAGUGGCUGAUCUCAACAAAUCCUACCAAUGGCUUGAAAGGGCUGGGCUGAAGGACAGCACAGAGGCACUCAUCCUGGCUGCACAGGAGCAGGCCCUGAGCACCAGAGCCAUAGAGGCCCAGAUCUACCACACCAGACAAGACCCAAGGUGUAGACUGUGCAAAGAGGCCCCAGAGACGGUCCAGCACAUAACUGCAGGGUGUAAGAUGCUGGCAGGCAAAGCAUACAUGGAACGCCAUAACCAAGUGGCUGGCAUAGUAUACAGGAACAUCUGCGCGGAGUAUGGACUGGAAACCCCAAGGUCAAAGUGGGAAACACCUCCCAAGGUGGUAGAGAACGAGUGAGCCAAGAUCCUGUGGGACUUCCAGAUACAGACAGACAGAAUGGUAAUGGCGAACCAACCAGACAUUGUGGUGGUGGACAAAGAGCAGAGGAAAGCCGUAGUGGUGGAUGUGGCAAUACCAAGCGAUGGCAACAUCAGGAAAAAGGAACAUGAGAAACUAGAGAAAUACCAAGGGCUCAGAGAAGAACUGGAGAAGGCUUGGAAGGUGAAGGCCACAGUGGUGCCUGUGGUGAUCGGAGCACUAGGGGCUGUGACCCCCAAACUGGAGGAGUGGCUACGACAGAUCCCUGGAAAAACAUCUGAAAUCUCAGUCCAGAAAAGUGCAGUCCUAGGAACAGCAAGGAUACUGCGCAGAACCCUCAAGCUCCCUGGCCUCUGGUAGAGGACCCAAGCUUGGAAAGUGGAUGAGACCACCCGCGGAGGGUGAGAAUAGAGUGUAUAUAUAUAUAUAUAUUAAUAUAUAUUUUGAAAAAUGUUUUAUCCUAUAAAUCUGAUUAAUCAAAAUCAGAUCCAGGAACUGGAUACACCUAGUGGGAUCCCUCAACUUCUGUAUCAGUGUGAUGAUCACAGAAUGGUCACUUUCUUUUACAACGCCAUGACUUAUAUGCAGUGUUGAUAUAGUUUUUCAUAUUCCCAUGUUGCGCUCACAAUUUGUGACUGGCAUUGUACCAUUGGCCCAAUACAUUAGAUUAACACCACAUUUUACAACACACAUCGUAACACACAUCAGUGUGUUAUGUUUAACAGGGACAUUUCAACAAAGAACUGGGGUGCUUUCAUGCUUUCAUGAAAUAAUUUACAGCCUCGUUUGCUUUAUUGUCCAUUAUAAAGUGUCUUCACACUGUAUGGCUCUGGUUCUGUAAUAUGAUGUAGAUGGUCUGGUCACAGACAGCUUGUCUAAGGUGCGUCGCACUCGUUGCUGCACUUUGGCGUUUUAAUUUAUGUCCUUGCCACCAAAUCGUUUGAUGUCAUACAGAAAUGCUCAUGGACAAGAAAACCAAUAGUGAGCAUGCGCUGCUUAUAUGUAGAACUAGACCAAAUGUAUGAAUGAGAAGCUGCUGGCUGCUCAGAUUCCACACAACGUUGAAGAUACACAACGAUACAAAAGACGAGUUAAAUGUAAAAUCUGAAAACACAGUAACAACAGACACUCGAGAACAGCUGCUGGCGCUAACGUAGCAAAUGAAGACACUUUAUAAAAGUACUGGAUAUAUCGUAACAUUGAGUCAAAGUGGUCGCAAGCUAACUUGUCUGCUGCACGAGACCUCCUUAUACUUGUUAGGUACAUUUAAUGUGGGGGGGUGAGGGCAGAUCUACCUAUGGUUCAGUGAUUCCAUACGUGGACUUAUGGCCUGUUUUUGUUGGAGUGGUCAUGGGAUCGAAUCCCGUUAAAAUUUGUAUUAUUUCAAGGGAAUGUUUUUAUUUAUAAUUGAUGAAUAUUAAACUUAGAAGACAAAACGCAGAGGUUUGACAUUUGAUAAUUUAUUGAAAGCAGAGCGUAGCAAUUUAGGAGCAGACUCACUUUCCUCACUUUCCUUUAGCCACUUACGUAACUAUAACACGAGCAAUGUACAAACUGCGUCAGGUGGUUUCUUGUAUAACUCUAUUUACCUAGAUCAUGUACAGACGACAAGACAUUAACAUGGCAUCGGCGUGGAAUGCUAACAUGCCUCCUUCUUGCUACAAACAGCUGUCAUAACUAAGAGCAGCUAGGACGGGAGUCGAUCGGCCAGUUAACGUGGUUGUGACUUAAUAUGGAUAACCGGGCCUCCCUAAUAUUUUUGGCUAUGCUUAACGUUACUGCGUGUGUGUGUCAUACAGGGAAGGCCUGCUGUUUUUUCUUUACCCCUAUAAUAUGUUUUAUGUUCUUUCGCUUUUAAACUGGGUUCUAAGUCCCCUCUGUGACGGGAGUAGUUUGAAUUUAAUUAUACGAGGAAGCCAAGAGGUGCCGGGUUGUUGCACGUUUUAUUUCAAUUAUUUUAUCCUGUCGGGGGGGGGGGUUCUGAUAUACUCCAGGUUGAGAGGGUUGUGUGGGCAGGUCCCGUUUGUAGUUUGCGGUGGAGUGUGUUCUUGUUUUAGUUGCAUGUGUGUGAUUAGUGGCAGGCCCACAUCUCCUCCAUAACAGGGGCUAAGUAGCCUCCCCCUAACCUGGCUGAGUUUUGUGUUUUGUUCCCUGUUAAUCUCACUUUGGUCAUUACUUGUGAUAACGGUUUUAAUUCUGUUACAUAUGCUUUUAUUAUAUUGGGGUUUCUGAUGUUUUAGUGGUUGCUGUGCUUUUUAACGCAUUAUUGUUAACCUGUGCAAUAAACUGUGUUGAACCUACUGUACACCUGCUUGUGACAAACUUAAUUGUGUGGAUUGACCCAAGGGGCAAAUAUUACUGCCUGCCUGUCUGCCUGCCUGGCUGCCAGCCUGCCUGCCAGCCAUACAGCCAUACAAACAGGCUGAAGAGGCUGACGUGGAGUCGUUAAACAUGGAAAAGCAGACUAACCAUGAGAAAGAGAUGUGUGACAGUGAUUUGGAUGUAAACAGUGCUGCUGAUGCACAAAACGUAAAGAUGGCAGAAGGUGAAAAAGAACUCUAUAAAAAGGAAAAGCAAAGCUAAUGUAAACAGCUGCCGAGACCAGUUUCGAGUUGUGAAAACGGCAGAGGGGAAGAAGCUGGACAGUCAACAAUUACCUCCAGCAUCCGACCUUAGGGAGGAUGACAUCUCUCAAUUUACAAACAAUGAAGUGUCUGAUUGUAGAUAUCAGUCACAGAAGCCUAAGGCCUACAGUGUUUAUAGAGCUAAGCUGUUUCUGUUGCAGACAAAGAAUAUGAAGGGAGUGAAAUUUGAAGAUCAUUUCCCAGACAAAGAAAGUUUUGUAAAAUCAGUUCGUGGGCAGUUGAGAAGCAGAGGCAAAGGGGGUUAUACUGAUCAAGAGGUUUAUAGAAACUGGUGCACAAUGUGAGUCAAGAACUUCAAAAUGAUAAUGGUAGUCUUUUAUAAAUGAAAUUGUAGUAGUGUAAAUUGUGUAGUAUUUAAUGAUUUUUUUAAAUUAUUUUUUCUUUCCUUCAUUAUGGUUAUAAUUUUGUGAACUGUUAGUUGCUGAACUGCUGCUUACGUGAAUGUUGUUUUUUUUAAACUGGACAAUUAAACUCUGAAAAAUUAAACCGAAUCUCUUUCUCUCUC